Molecule: messenger RNA, 1000 nt
Organism: Paecilomyces variotii
Lineage: Eukaryota; Fungi; Ascomycota; Eurotiomycetes; Eurotiales; Thermoascaceae
Exons: 3
Coding region: 108-950 (280 amino acids)
Source: RefSeq, a predicted model, not a curated record
AACCUACGCCCUUUGCAUGGGAUAGACUCUUGACAACAUCAUCUGUCUUUACAUUAUUGAGAAUACAAACUGAGAUUGUAUACAAGACUCGUGUCUCACAAGGCAAAAUGGCGGACAAAUUACAUGUAACUCGAGUGUAUUCAGAGCUUGGAAACUCAUUGGCGUACCAAUCACCAAUUGUCUCUCUUCUUGGCGUGAUAGUCCUUAUUCUGUCUUCCAUCUAUGUUGCGAGGCGGGUUCGCAAUGACUAUUAUGCCUUCCUGGCACUCGGUCCAGGAGGAACGCCUUCCACUCCCAGAGGAUACUUGCGUAUAUGCGUCUUGCGACUCUUCCGCCUCCGCAAUCCCCUGGAACCGCCGUCGCUGCCUCCCUUUUUACAUCCGCAGCAGGGUAUUCUGAAGGACCUCCCCAGGAGACAAGGCCGCCGUCCUAGAGUCGCCGGGAUUGCUCCUCAGCGCCAGAUGAGCCAGCGUGGAGGUCAGAUAAUGUAUGAGGCUCUGUCUUCUUCGAUUAGAAACCUCAUCCAAUGCCACCAAGACCGUCUUUUCCUUGGGACCUCGUGUUUCGAGAAGCAUAGCACCGGUAUCUUUGCAAACGCUGCCUUCCGCAGCCGGCCCACUUGCAACGGCGAAGUCUGUCAUGCCCACCCUUGCGACGCCAGCAUGCACCUCACCCUCCAUCCAGCCGAUGUAAAACUGGUCAUUGAGCGUGGUUGGGGAGAACGCCAUCCUCUGGCGCGGGAGAGCUGGUGGUGGAGAGCUAAGAUCGUUCCGCCGGGUUUCGUCAUGAUCUAUGCGCCGCGGGAUGAGAAAGACCUGCGCUACGUGAUGGAAAUCAUCCGCGCUGCAGCCUGGUGGGUGACUGGGACAGAGUUGAAGCGAGACAUCGAGGUCAAUCAGGAAUUCAAAUCAAUCGGACAUGGUGAAUUGAAGCCGUGUCCUGAGUGCUGAUCUCAUCCUAGUCGACCCCAAAAUUCGCAUACGUUGUACACCACCACUUC